Molecule: messenger RNA, 1057 nt
Organism: Pseudogymnoascus destructans
Lineage: Eukaryota; Fungi; Ascomycota; Leotiomycetes; Thelebolales; Thelebolaceae
Exons: 1
Coding region: 61-1011 (316 amino acids)
Biological process (GO): base-excision repair, AP site formation
Molecular function (GO): mismatch base pair DNA N-glycosylase activity
Source: RefSeq, a predicted model, not a curated record
GUCAACGAUACUAGGUGGAGAGUAUUCAUAUAUAUAUAUAUAAUAUAACAGUCCAUCGACAUGUCUCAGGCAAUCCCCGUCUCCUCACCAAGCUUCAAAGGCCGUCUAAACCUCUCAUCCUUCGCUUUCUCCGCCCCCCCAGCGCAAACCCUCCGCCGCCGCAGCCCUCGCAGUCUCACACCCAAAGUCGAGGAAUCCAAUUCCCCCUCUCAGACCCUCAUUAUCAAGACCGAGCCCUCCAAUUCCCCUUCCCCGAACCGAAAGCGAGGAACAGACACUCUCUCCCGCCCCUCCUCCUCUUCUUCCUCCUCCCCAAACAAGAAGUCCCGUUCCCGCACCCCCUCAGGCUACGCACCACCCUCCAAAUACGCACACCUAAACGAGCUCAUCGAUAUCCUCGAACCGCACCUAAUCUGCGCCUUCGUCGGCCUCAACCCCGGCAUCCGCACCGCUACCGAGGGACACGCCUACUCCCACCCCUCCAACCGGUUCUGGAAACUCCUCUACUCCUCCGGUCUCACUACCCGGUUGAUGAAGCCAGCUGAAGAUAGGAGCUUACCUGCGCUUUACAGUUUGGGGAAUACCAACAUCGUUGCUCGCCCGACACGCAAUGGUGCGGAGCUGAGUAAGCAGGAGAUGGACGACAGCGUCGCGGUGUUAGAAGAGAAGAUGAGGACCUUCAAACCCGAGGCGGUGUGUAUUGUCGGGAAGAGCAUUUGGGAGAGCAUUUGGAGGGUUAGGCAUGGGAGGGCGAUCAAGAAGGAGGAGUUUAGGUAUGGAUGGCAGGAUGAGAGUGAAGCUCUUGGAAAGUCGAAUGAUUUGAAGGAAGAGGGGGAGGAGGCGGAGGUUUGGAAAGGUGCCAGGGUGUUUGUAGCGACUACUACGAGUGGGUUGGCCACGAACCCGACGCAGGCGGAGAAGGAGAGGAUAUGGAGGGAGUUGGGCGGUUGGGCGGAGAAGAGAAGGAGGGAGAAGGCUGGGAAGGGGUGGAGGUGGUUGAAGGGGUUGUGAAUGGGGGGCCGUUGUUGAACUGAGGUUUUGGGGCAUAUAUAUAACG